UAGCAGCUUCUCAAACAACAACUGGAUCGACCAUAAUAAAAAUUGUCUUAUAUGAUAAACCGUCAGAAAUCCUUCCUUAAAUGAUAUGAACAGUCGAGAGGCUGGUCUCCUACCUGAAAAGGAUUCUGGGGGUUUUGCAAGAAAGCAGUGAACAUCACCUUGAAACAAUGAUGAUUGGCCAUUUUGCCACACGCCCUGUCACGAGUUAAAACUUUGAAAUAAGUACCACAGUGAAGCCAAGAACAAUUGCGAGAGUGCAAGAUGCCUUUUUGUGUGUCUGUGGUCUCUGCAGCUCGAUUAAAAAUGACACGGCUUUAGACCAAGGUUAUGAAAUUUCAGCGAUAUACUGUUUUGACUGUCAAACAAAGAACAUAAUUUAUCCCAAAACAGCUUCUAACAGCCAAGAAAUUUACUCUUCAUCUUUCUUUAGUAUAAUGUGAUCAUUCAGCCCAAAGAUUUGCGCUUCAAUGUGACUAACGAGGGCCGGCUACGGUAUCCCUGAAACUACUGAAAGGGUCAUCCCUUGAUCCUAAAUGUUAACUAGGGAGCUCCCUUUAUUAUUAAUUCAGGGAGAGAAAAACGUUUAACGUAUUUUUUCGGUUAUAAGGCGCACUCGGCUAUUGGACAGCAAAACAGAUUUAGAGCUAUCAAGCGAACUUUCGUUGAAAAAAUGCUGCGCCUUAUAAGCGAAAAAUACAGGUACAUUUAAUCUUUAGCAGUCAAUAGUUAGUGGUAACUAUUAGCUAUAUUUGCCUCGUGAAACAUGGAGUUUUUCCAUAAGAACAGACCGGCUAAGUAACUACUUUCGGUUUUGAGUGUUUUCUCCGUUUCUUUUGUGCAAGGACAUAACCUGAAAAACCUAAUGCAAGUGCGCUUAUAAUGUACGUGUAGUUCAAAACAGAGAGAAUUUGACUACAUCAUUAGAAAAAUGAAUAUUAUUUUUCUUGGUACGCCGAUAAACGAUUAAACUCUCUUUCUUCUUUUGCGCGUAGACCUUAAAAGAAGCUUAUGCUCAUCUUGAGUAACGUGUUGUAAUAAAAUAGCCUUGAUCAGAACGGACAGUUAAAUCAACGUUUACGAAAUUUAUUUUAGCUCAGUUUAUUUACAUUUCAUGGUGCGAUUUUUGAGCAACAGAUUUAAUAAAGGAAUAUUCCGUACGAUUUUCUGAUGGAGAAUUGUAACGGGAAAAUGUACGACUUCAUUUUUGGCUAAAACAAUGUUUUAUGGCUGACUGCCCCCAUUUAAGCCAUCGUUCACUAAGUACGGCAAAUCUCCAAAAUUGACAUCACCUGAGAUGAAUUCAAAACACCGUCAAUAUCAAUCCUUGCAGCAGGCUAUUUGCAAUGCAAAUACAAUAUUUUUCUAUUGAAAAAGAAAUCAUCAUGAUGACACUAUGAAAAUUCAUCUGUCCUAAAUUGUAAAACGUAAUUUUCUUUUGCAAUUUGAAAAUAUCCGUAUGUUAAAGUCACAAACCAGCAAAGAACAACAUUAAAGUCGCAUUUUUAAGUCAAGUAUCAUUUUUCUCUGAGUUGGUUUUUUAACUUGCAAAACCCUUAUGAAUAAGCAAUGAGUAUAAAGUUAAUCGUAUCCGCUUUUUUCACCUGUUACUCCGAGACGGCAAUUCUCACCAGGCAUUUUGACGUCAAGCAAGUCUAUUUUUAUCAAGGCAAGCCAAGAAAAUCUUUUGCACCUGUCGCUAUCAUUCAGCCAUAGGCAAAUCCCUCUCUUUUUGUCAUGGACACCCACGAUUUCGCUAAUUGGUGUCCCUUUUUAGCUCCCGGUUUAUUUUUAACACGAAAUAUUUUGGAGACUUCCCAAUUUAGAUUUUAGAAAAAAGCAGAGAAAAUAACGAAACAGAACAAAGUUAAGAAAAAAGAAAGAAAGAAAGUGACGAACUGUUUGAGCAUCCUGAAUAACAAAAAGCAACCAUAAGUAACGACCAUGGUUUAUAAUAGUUCGAAAUGUUUUUUUGUUAGAUGGAGGUUGUUUCCAAUUUGCUACGAAUAUUCCUUCAACGAUACCAAAUUUAAGUACCGUUUAUAAUUUCUUUUUUCACCUACUGAAGGCAGGCUGUUCUAUGUUUAAUUGAAAAGAAAAUCUUCCCAUCUAAGUGGUUUAUUUUAUGCUCUGCUUUGAUUAUGAAAUCAUAAAUUUUUAAACGAAAACCUUCUUAGGAAAAAAAUUAUCAGUCACGUUUUCGGAACACCACUCUCAAGGCAGGGUAAAAAAUCGUGGAAAAGUUGUGCAAUCUAGUGUAAGCAGGGCAGAACAACCUCUAACCUCUUGGAAUUUGCAUGAAGAUGUUAGAUUGUUGACAAUUUGUCACGGUCGACUCGCUGUAACCCCAGCAUGAAUGGACGUCAUAAAAUAAACAAUAAUUGAACAAUUGUACAAUAUUACCAGGUUGACAACGAAUGACGCGUAUGUAAAUUAUAUAUCACGUUUCCGUAACGCCACAAAAUCAAACUCUCUUUAUUUUUUGACUUUUUAGCCCCAAAUUUCGCUUAUUUCGUUUCGUUGAAACAGUUAUCAAAGAAAAGAGUCAAGCUUUUCGAUCGCCAAACGAAAUAAGAUGUGCGAAACAUCACAUUCGAUCAAAACCACUUUGACGAUACCGGUUAUUGAUAAACAAUACCCAUUUACGCAAUACCUAUCUGCGUCAACGUUGACGCACACUACCUAAAAUUAGCACAGAGUUGAUUGGCUCCCACGGAUUGUUCGAAAGUUCUGGUGACGUGCAAAAUAGCUCCGAGAACAAUGAAUGUUAGAUUUAAGGAGUCGCCCACUCGGUUCGCACACAGAAUCGUCAAAGCUCUACGAAGCGAAGGAGUAACUCCCGACGGGAAAACAACGACCACCGAACUCUAAGCCGAGUCGCAGUUAUUGCUGGCCAAUAACUCGACCAAGACCUAUACUGUUGAUCAGUUUAACGACACAAACAACAACCUCAAGAAAAAUUAUUUCACCGUUCGUUCCUAAAGUUCAUAAUUUAAGAUGAUGAUUACCAUGACAGAAGCAUUGGAUAGCCUUGCCCAAGUUGCUACGGACCAGCUUUUUGGUUUCGACACUGCUAGUCUUCUGACACCCCAGUUAGCUCGCCAAGUCCCUCAGUUGAGCGCCGAGGAGUUUUCGUUUGUUCAGGACGAACCGACGAACAUUUUUGGUGAGCCGGUUGAUUUCCACGACACUACUGUUCCAGGUACUUAGUAGCUAACGAACCUCGUCGGAUAGCGUUCGAUCGAUGCAGUUUGUUUUCAUCGGAAACGUAUCCACCUACGCUAUCGCUGGGUUCAAAACAAACUGUGUUAGAUCGUGGGCAAAACGUGAAAAAGAUUUAUACAUCAUUCGAUCAGGUUAAUUUUAUUCGAAUCAAUUUACACAAUCUCGAUAACGCAUUAUUUGACUUCGAAAAUUUUCGUUUCAAUUUCUCUUUAUUACCCUUUCGGCAUCUAGCUUUGACGUAAGUUUUUUAACUCGGAGGUUAAUCAUAAUCCUCUCAAAGUCAGUCAAUUCUUAAUUUUAACGUUUUCUUUGCCGUGCUUUCCUUUCCGCUACAACGAAUUGUUGAUCCCGUUCAAUAUUUUAAUUUUUUUUCGUUUUGAUUGCAUAAUUCACUAACACUGAUUUCUUCCUUCUUGUUUUCUCAGGAGAUCUUGACCUGGACUACACUGUACCUGACGUAAAGCAGGAAGGAGCUAACAACUCCACGAAAGCCUGCCAGCAGCGUUUGGCUCACUUUAAAGUCCCAAGUCUACAUGAUGUGAUUUCGGGACCCACAGGAUCAACUCCUCCACCGAGCGCGCAAGGGUCUCCUUACAGUUCACCUGCACACAAUCUUUGGAUUCCUGAUCGUACAGUCCUGACUCCCUUAAUAAGCCAGGCUGGUACAACUCCUUGGAGCUCAUUCUUCCAAGACGUUAAACUUCCCAUGUCGCACGAAUCCAGUUCUGGGCCAAACAAAGUACAUACUCCCACUCCACACGAUCUUCAACAAGAACAGGUCCCAGUGACAACGAGUAACAACCUCACUGGGCUUCCUAAACUACCAACACAGGGUAACCUGUAUCAGCGACCCAUGCAGCAGCAAGUAAGCUCUUCAUCACCAAUGUUUAUGCAAGCUACAGCCACACUGAACAUGAAAUGGCCUAUUCUUGGUGCACCUUCUCCUUUUCCCAAUGCCUUAGCCACUGACCACACUGCAGCAAUGAUGGACAAGCUACUUCUUCAUACCACAACUCCAUCUGACUUCUUGACCACACCCUGCAAGCCUGCUCAGAGGCCCGGUCGCCCUUCAAAAGCUGGUGCUAGUUUACUAAAGGCAAAGCGCAACAACCCAACAGAUGGACGGUCACGAACGCCACCCAGUGAGCGCCCUUAUGCAUGUCCAGUUGAAACUUGUCCAAGGAGGUUCUCAAGGUCAGAUGAACUGACACGCCACAUGCGAACCCACACUGGGCAAAAGCCAUUCCAGUGUCGUAUCUGCAUGAGGAAUUUUUCCCGCUCAGACCACUUAACAACUCAUAUUCGCACACACACUGGUGAAAAGCCAUUUGCCUGUGACACUUGUGGAAGACGGUUUGCAAGGUCUGAUGAACGACGGCGUCACAUGAAGAUCCAUUUACGGGAGCAAGCCAAAAAGGAGGAGGAGGCUAGAAAAGCCAUGGCUUCUCAGUCCAAUGGAACUGUUUCACCAAUUCACAGUCGGUCUCCUCAAUCAACACCGUCACCAAUUCAGGUCCCUGUGACCUCAGUGAACUCUUUUUAAAGUGUUUUCUACAAACAGUGCAGGCACUGUUAAGUUUGACAGACACUAUUAUGUUGAACUCUUGCUUAUAUUUAAGGUGAACUAUAGAACUGGGCUGGUCCCAUGUAAAUAUUUUCACAACCAGAUUUUUUUCCAGGUACUGCAAGUACUCUUUGCCUUACACGGACAUAUUUUUAAUAUAUAGAAGUAUUAUUGUUGGAAUACAGCUGGUCUCUGUAUUUGUUAAUUCCAACAUAUUUUUACCAAAAACAGCUUUCUGUUUGGACAAAAUGAAUAAUGACAUUCAAUGUUUUGAAAGGCAGUAUAUGUUAAAACAUGUCGCAUGUAAAUCUAGUUGUAUUUAAGUUUAGAAUAAUAAGAAUUAGGCUGGUCCUAAUGUACAUAUUUUUAUGUGCAGACGUUUCAAGGCACUUAGAGUGCUAUAUUGGUACUCAAAGGGACCUAUUUUUCAUACAUUGAUAAAAAUACAGUGGAUCUCUGUAUUCAAUUAGUCAUAUUUUGUGUAAAGGCAUGUUUCAUAAAAUUAUUCUCCUUGAUACAAAGGGUAUAAAUAUUUACUAUGAUAGAUAUUUUUUUUCAUAAGUAGAAAUCAGUUUACAAAAAUUCAUAGCUUUUUUUAUUGGCAUGUAUUCAUAUUUGGGUAAAACCCAUAACAUAGAAACAUUUAUAGAGUUUACACCUGUUUAUCAAGGAGAAUGAUUUUUUUCUCAAAUGUCAAAGAAUAUUAUAAACAAAGUUAAAGUCAAGCUGGUCAUUGACAAUAUAAACUCAGUGCUGGUCACUAAAGAUUAUAAAAAAUAAACUUGAAGAAUUUGAAACACAAUUACUGUUGUCUGUCCUCAUUAUAACAUAGAAACUGAACAACAUUAGGUGACUCACUUUAUCCAGACAAAGGCCAAGAAAGCAAUAUGAUUCUCGUUGUGUAGUCUUGUUGCCACCCUAGUGCAAGAGGUCUUUUCCUUCUUUCUGGAUUCCUUGAAUGAUAAUGCUUUCCUACACAUCAAGUGGAGGAUGAAAAUCAAUAGAAACUAUGAGAAACAAUGCAAGAUAUUACCACUGUACACUAGGGUGUUUUUCCUCCACAUUGUUUUCUUUUGCUCAUAACUGCUGGCUUUUUUAUAACAUGGUCUCAUUGUUUAAGUUCUAUACCUGUUGCCCAUCUUAACACUCACAAAAUUAAUGCAUUAUGCAUCCAGAUGACUUCCUUUCCUAGUGCGUUGUUCAAGAUGCAUUACGAAGGAUAGUUCAUCCGGACGCAUAAUACAUCAUGUGCCUGUCAUGAGACUCAAGACCAGAAAAAGUACAACUUGUUUGCUAAAGUUCUUCCAGCCAGAGGGUCUUGAGCAUAAUAAUGGACAACGAUAUGAAAUAGUUUGGGGUGGCUGAUACUUGAUAAGUAGAUCUUCUCUUUUUAUCCUAAAUGUGGCUGUUAACUUCCCACUCCUGUGUACACUAAAAGAGAACAAUUUCCAAACCCUGAAUAUUGACCUAAGUUGCACUCAAUUUAGCCUUGUAGUUCUUUGAAUAGCCGAGCCUUGAGAUUUGUUUCUCUCCUAUGAGUUUAAAGACAUAUAUGAAAGAAGAAUAGCAC
This is a messenger RNA of Porites evermanni, 6356 nucleotides long. Lineage: Eukaryota; Metazoa; Cnidaria; Anthozoa; Scleractinia; Poritidae. The record is from the annotation of a GenBank genome assembly.